CUUCGCUUGCCUUACCACGAAAGGGGCGGGAACGUUGGACGAGUUACGGAGGCGUUGCAUGCUGGGAAAACACGUGUAGCAGAAGACCAGAGAGGUGACACGUUAAGUUUGCCCGCCAUGUCGUCCACAAAGAAGCCGGACGGCGACGAGCGCUUCCUGCGGGUGCAGAAGGACCCCAGGUUCUGGGAAAUGCCCGAGAGAGACCGCAAAAUCAAGAUCGACAAGCGAUUCCAGUCCAUGUUUCACGACAAGCGCUUCAAGGAGAAGUACACGGUGGACAAGAGAGGCCGUCCCAUCAACCAGACCUCCACGGAGGACCUGAAGCGCUUCUACAAACUCUCGGACUCAGAGGACGACGAGGACGAGGGGGACGCAGAGAGAAAGAAGGCGGCAGAGGGCAAGAAGAAGAAAAAAGUAAAGGAGAAGCUGGUGAAGGCGGAUGAAGAGGGGAAGAAAGGGAAAGCAGCGCUGAGGAAGGGCGGGAAAGGAGAGCAGCUUGAACGAGGUGUCCGAGUUGUUGAAGAGGGGGACGAGGAGGAGGAGGAGGAGGAGGAGGAGGGGGAGAAGCAAACUGCGGAGCGGGACUACGUUGACCGUGGAGACAGCAGUGGGGAGGACGAUGACGAUGAUGAUGAUGAUGAUGACGAGGAGGGGAGCGACGUGGCGAGCGGAUCCGGCGCGGAGGAGUCCGGUCUGGAUUCGGAGGAGGACAGCGACAGCGACAGCGAGCCAGAUCUGGCCCGAGGGAAGGGAAACGUGGAGACGAGCUCGGACGAGGACGACGACGUGGACGUGGACGCCAUCCUGAGGAAAGAGGAAGAGGAGAUCGAACACGACUGGGGCGAGCUGGCCAAAGACGCUCCACGCAGCGACGAGGUUUCUACCCGACUGGCCGUCUGCAACAUGGACUGGGACCGGAUGAAAGCCAAAGACCUGCUGGCUCUGUUCAACUCCUUCGUACCUAAAGGAGGAGCUGUGCUGUCUGUCAAGAUCUACCCGUCAGAGUUUGGGAAGGAGAGGCUGAAGGCGGAGCAGACCAAGGGACCGCUGGAGCUGAGAGCGCUGCCCGACGACUCGGAGGACGACACCGAGGAGGAGAAAGGCUACAGAGAGAGGAUGCGUGACUACCAGUUCAAGCGGCUGAAGUACUUCUACGCCGUGGUGGAGUGCGACUCGGCCGACACCGCUGCCAAGAUCUACCAGGAGUGUGACGGCUUCGAGUACGAGAGCAGCUGCUCCGUGCUCGACCUCCGGUUUAUUCCGGAUGACGUCCAGUUUGAAGAGGAGCCAAAAGACGUGGCGACGGACGUGAAUCUCUCGGACUACACGCCCAAACUGUUCACCUCGUCCGCAAACGCAACAUCAAAGGUGCAGCUGACGUGGGACGAGACGGACAACGAGCGCGUGACCGCCCUGAACAGGAACUUCAACAAGGACGAGCUGCUGGCCAUGGACUUCAACGCCUACCUGGCCUCCUCCAGCGAAGACGAAGAAGAGGAGGGUGAGGAAGGAAGGUUCGAGUUCGGGGAGCCGGAGAGUGGAGACGAAGACGCGACAGCAGAGGCCAAACGGCCGGCUGAGUCCGUCGUCGUGGAGGCGGAGAAGAAACCCCAGAAGGAGGAAGAGAAGAGAAGUAAAAAGAAGAGAAGCGAUGUGCAGAUCUCAAAGUACAGAGAGCUGCUGAAAGGAAUCCAGGACAAAGAGACGAAGCUGCACGAAGACAGAGACAUGGAGAUGGAGAUCACCUGGGUGCCAGGGCUGAAGGAGACGACGGAGCAGCUGGUGAAGAAGAAGCUGGAGGGCAAGGACCAGCUGACGCCGUGGGAGGACUUCUUACAGAAGAAGAAAGACCGCAAGAAGCAGAAGAAAUCGCAAAGAAAAGAGGGAGAGGAUGAGGAAGAGCUCAGCGAAGACGAGCUUCCUCCAGACGUGGAUCUCAGUGACCCCUUCUUCGCCGAGGAGCUCGCCGCUACAGACAUUAAGAAGAAAUCAAAGGGGAGGAAGAAGAAGAAGAAGCAGGAGGAGGAGGAGGAGCGGACAGCCGAGGAGGAAGAGGAGCUGGAGAAACAGAAGGCGGAGAUGGCCCUGCUGAUCGAGGACGACGCCGACGACGCCAAACACAGACACUUCAACUACGACCAGAUCGUGGAGCAGCAGAACCUCAGCAAGCACAAGAGGAAGAAGCUGCUGAAGAAAGGCGGCGAGCCGCUGGCGGCCGACGACUUCCAGGUGGACGUUAAGGACCCUCGUUUCCAGGCCAUGUUCACCUCUCACCUCUUCAACCUGGACCCGUCCCACCCCAACUACAAGAAGACCAAAGCCACGCAGAGCAUCCAGGCCGAGAAGCAGCGCCGACGGGCGGAGGAGCAGCGCCGCGUGGAGGACGCGCUUGGCCCCGAGAAGGCCGCCGCCGGGGCCGGGAAGAAACGGGAGAAAGACUCCGAGCCCCCGACAGCUGAAGGCGCCGCAAAGACAUCACUGGACCCCAGCUUGUCUUUGCUCAUCAAGUCCAUCAAAAGCAAAACGGAGCAGUUUCAGGCUCGGAAGAAACAGAAGUUCAUGUAAGUCGGACUCAACUUUUUCUUCAAGAAAACCCACUCUGGGUUCUCCCCAAAAUCACAGACUGGUACCGGUCACCUCCGUUAUCUGCUGGCGUUCUCCUGGACCGCUGCGUUCAUUCUGCAUCAACGUGGCAUCAUGACUUUGAGUAAACGUACACGCCCGCUUUCCUGAAGCCAAGCGGCGUGUUGUCUGUACGUAGAGCUGGGCGAUAUAUCACGAGAUUUCUGACCAAAUACCUCGAUAUCCACACCGCUACGAUACUGUAGCGUUGACUGGAGGGUGUGUUAGUAUGUGUAUGUGUGUGUGUUAGUGUGUGUGUUAGUGUUUGUGUGUGUAUUAGU
Molecule: messenger RNA, 2903 nt
Organism: Sander lucioperca (pikeperch)
Lineage: Eukaryota; Metazoa; Chordata; Actinopteri; Perciformes; Percidae
Gene: esf1
Product: ESF1, nucleolar pre-rRNA processing protein, homolog (S. cerevisiae)
Exons: 14
Coding region: 118-2565 (815 amino acids)
Biological process (GO): rRNA processing
Cellular component (GO): nucleus
Molecular function (GO): RNA binding
Source: RefSeq, a predicted model, not a curated record